GAUGAAAUGGAGAACAAAAACGAUAUUCAAGAGAUAUUUCCAAUGGCGUUACUUUCGGAUAAUGUAGUGGAGGAUAGUGCAGAAAGAGUAUCACAACAGGGUUUGAAAAGUAGAUUGGACAGGUUGUCAUUAGAAGCAUUGAAAAUGUUGUGUAAAGAAGAAGGUUUGUCAGAAAUGGAGGUUAAGAAAGAGUUAAUGGAAAGAUUGGCAGUAAGGAUGUUUAAUAAGACUAAAAGAAAAGCUAUAGAGAAUAGCAAUAUUAGUGGAAUGAGUAGUAAAAAAGAAAAUAUAAGGCGUAAGAGAGGGGAGGUAAGAAUAUUGGAAGACAAUGAAGGAAGGACUGGGGUUCAAGAGUAUGGAGUGCCAGAUUUACAGUAUUUAGCUUUAGAAAGGUCUUUGGAAAAAACAGUACAGGCAACGAUGGAGAAGGUGCCAAAGGAGAAACUAGUGAAGGUGAGAGAUCAGUUUGAAUAUGAUGAAUGGUGUAGAGUAGGGAAGAACUUUGAUAAUGUGUUGAGGAACAAAGAUUGGGAUUUGAUAGUGAAAGCAAGGGAUGUAACAGCUACAAGGGCGUUUAUGUUAAGAGUGGCAAAUAAGGAGAGGUGGAAUAUAGUGGCAGGAAUUAGGGAUCUAUUAGAAGAUGAUCCGAUAGAGGCAUAUUUUCAGGAAAGAUUGGCAAAUGCUAGAGAAUUAGCAAGAAAUAAGCGAGCAAGGCUGGGAAGUAAACCAAAGAUGAAUGCAGCAUUUACAGGUUGGCUCAUAGGUCUAGGAAAUGUGGUGUCAAAUCAAGGAAUGCAGUGGCCAUCAUUUCAGCCAGUUCAAUCAGGGUUUAAUUCGAGCAUGGGACCCCAUUAUGGAAAUGCAGGGCUGGAUCAGGGUCCUUAUCAGAGGCAAUACAGAGCUCAAGAAGAAUCAUGGAACCGAUCGUGGCAAAACCAAGGAAGUCCAAAAUCGUAUAAUCAAGAAAAGUAUGGGAGGAAGAUGAGGAAUCCUGGUAUUUCGGGAGUGCAAGGUGAAGGUUAUGUUGAUUCUACUGGCCUGGGUAUCAGUACUAUGGGAGCCAUGCAGAAACCCAGCAUAGAAGUUGUUGGCAGUAAGAAUAGAUUGGAAGAAGUGUUGUUGAGAAGGGUGAAUGAUUUGGCAGGAAGACAUGGCAAAGGUUUGAGAUGUUUUGCGGAUGGUUGGAGAAGCAGCAUGUCCAGCGACGGUAGAUACAGUAAGAACAUUUUUGGGCUGACUGGAAAUGACAGGUAUGAUGGGACAAGUGCAGGAAUCUUUGGGAGCAAUUAUGAGAGAACACAAAGGAAGGGGUUUUGUAAAUCUGGAUCAUGA
Cetraspora pellucida is the source of this 1332-nucleotide messenger RNA. The record is from the annotation of a GenBank genome assembly. Lineage: Eukaryota; Fungi; Glomeromycota; Glomeromycetes; Diversisporales; Gigasporaceae.